AUGGGGUCUCUCUGUCUCCUGUCGCUGCCGCUCGUGCUGGGGGCCGUGGGCCGGGGAGGCGGGAGCGCGACAGAGCGGGCGCCAGGCCCUCAGGGCGGCUCCCCCGCACCCUCCGGCACCGCGGCGCCUUUCUGGGUGCGGAUCAGCCCCGAGUUUGCGGCUGUGCCGCCCGGGCGCUCCCUGUGGCUCAACUGCAGCACGAGCUGCCCCCUAGCGGGGGUUCCCCGCCUGCGCACCCAGCUGCGGCGCGGCCUGACGCGCAGCGGCCCGGGGUGGGCGUCUCAGCAGCUGCUGGACGUGAGAGCCUGGAACUCCAGCGUGACCUGCUUGGUCACCUGCGCCGGGGAGACGCGCGAGGCCACGGCCAGGAUCACCGCCUACAAACAGCCGCGCAGCGUGGUCCUGGACCCUCCGGUCUUGGUGGGCAGCAAGUACACGCUGCGCUGCCACGUGACGCACGUGUUCCCCGUGGGCUUCAUGGUGGUGACCCUGAGGCGCGGCGGCCGGGUCAUCUACUCCGAGAGCCUGGCGCACUUCACCCGCCCGGAUCUGGCCAACGUGACGCUGACCUACCAGCUGCGCGCUGGGCCGCGGGACCUCUGGCAGCCCGUGACCUGCCACGCGCGCCUCCACCUCGGCGGCCUGGUGGUCCGCAGCAGCUCGGCGCCCGUGGCGCUCGAAGUUCUCGCUUGGAGCUCCGAGUCCAAGGCGCUGGCCUCCGCCUCCAUCGCGGCCCUGCUGGGGAUCCUGCUGGUCGUGGCAGGUGCCUACCUGCGCAGGUGCCUGGCGCUGAAAGCCCAGGUGUAG
Molecule: messenger RNA, 807 nt
Organism: Lepus europaeus (European hare)
Lineage: Eukaryota; Metazoa; Chordata; Mammalia; Lagomorpha; Leporidae
Gene: ICAM4
Product: intercellular adhesion molecule 4 (Landsteiner-Wiener blood group)
Exons: 3
Coding region: 1-807 (268 amino acids)
Biological process (GO): cell-cell adhesion
Cellular component (GO): membrane
Molecular function (GO): integrin binding
Source: RefSeq, a predicted model, not a curated record